AUGGGGUCCAAGUUUGGGGCUUUGAGGGUCUUGGUGCUUGCCAAUGUUGGGUUGUUGGAGGAUAGCAACUUGGGUUCGAUCACAAACUACUUUCCCUCGCUCAAAGUGCUCGACAUUAGAAAUUCGAGGUUGACCCGGGUCACCGAUGAUGGUAUCUCGUUCCUGUCGCAGAGUUACGAGAGGUUGUGGCGAAUCAACAUUUCGGAUAAUCAGUCCGUCUACGAUCGGUCUCUUGUCGUUCUGUCCGUGAAUUUGCCGUGUCUGAGGUUGUUGGGAGAAAUCGACUGUGGGGCACUUACUGGGAGAGGUAUUGCUUCGUUGAUGAAGAACAAGCCUGACUUGGUAUCCUUGGCCCCGACUUUCAUGAGAAAGGAGACGAUUUUCUGUGAGGAGUUGGUGGAUUCCUUUCGUCAUGCUUGGAGUUUGAGUAGGCAGGAAUUCUCGUGCUCAUAUAUAUGGGAUGGGUUGCUAAUGUCUGUCGCGGAGGCAAAUAUUCCGCUACAAAGCCUCGUUCUUUCGCAUGCUUCGGGGUUCUCAUUCGAUGGGAUUCAGAAGAUCAUGCUAAAGCACCCAGGUAUCAAGGUCUUAGAUUUGGGGGGAAUAGAUUUCCUCACGGAUGAGGUCAUGGGAGUGAUAUGUAGAGAUAUCCGCAGCCUGACCUCAGUCGACGUCAGACACUGCUUAAAUCUCACGAAGACGACAUUGUAUAACCUCAUGAGACAAUGUCCCUUCCUAAAGCAUAUCGUUAUGAAUUGGACGAAACCAAGGAUGGAUGAUGCUAUUGAAACUGUUAUUGUGGUGAAUUCUCAAGUGAGGUUUCUUGGCAUAGCUGGUAAUGUGAGUUUGAUCGAUGAAUGCCUCAAGAAGAUUGGACGUAUGUGCCCCAACUUGAGGUAUCUUGACGUGGGCCAUUGUGGGGGGACGGCAUUUGGGGUGUGCUGAAGAGCUGCUCUGAAAUCAAGCAUUUGGAGAUGCGUGGUUUA
Rhodamnia argentea is the source of this 983-nucleotide messenger RNA. Its product is annotated as SCF E3 ubiquitin ligase complex F-box protein grrA-like. The transcript is spliced from 2 exons. Gene Ontology annotation, cellular component: SCF ubiquitin ligase complex. NCBI's taxonomy places the organism in Eukaryota, Viridiplantae, Streptophyta, Magnoliopsida, Myrtales, Myrtaceae. Gene Ontology annotation, biological process: SCF-dependent proteasomal ubiquitin-dependent protein catabolic process. The coding region runs from base 1 to 942 and encodes 313 amino acids. The record is from RefSeq and is a predicted model, not a curated record.